This is a messenger RNA of Bombina bombina (fire-bellied toad), 568 nucleotides long. Its product is annotated as bombinin-like peptides 1. The transcript has 2 exons. The record is from RefSeq and is a predicted model, not a curated record. Gene Ontology annotation, cellular component: extracellular region. Gene Ontology annotation, biological process: defense response to bacterium. Lineage: Eukaryota; Metazoa; Chordata; Amphibia; Anura; Bombinatoridae. Bases 2 to 415 code for a protein of 137 amino acids.
GAUGAAUUUUAAGUACAUAGUUGCAGUGUCCAUUUUAAUAGCAUCUGCAUAUGCACGAAGUGAAGAGAACGACAUACAGUCUCUGAGUCAGAGGGAUGUUUUAGAAGAAGAAUCACUGAGGGAAAUCAGAGGUAUAGGAGCAUCCAUCCUAAGUGCUGCUAAAGUAGGUUUAAAAGGCUUGGCUAAAGGAUUGGCUGAGCAUUUUGCAAAUGGGAAGAGAACAGCUGAAGAACGUGAAGUGAUGAAAAGACUGGAAGCCGCAAUGCGUGAUCUAGAUUCCUUCGAUCAUCCAGAGGAAGCUUCUGAAAAGGAAACCAGAGGCUUCAAUCAAGAGGAAAAAGAGAAACGCAUUAUAGGGCCAGUAUUAGGUUUGGUUGGUAGUGCACUUGGAGGUUUACUUAAAAAGAUUGGAUAAUUAUAACCAGUAAAACUUUGCUUUCAUGAAUAUUUGUAAAAUGAAGCCAAUCAGAUAACAUAUAAUAAAGCAUAAAUAAAGCACAAAAAAAAGCUAUUUAAACAAGCUGCAUGUUCUCUACUCUGCUAUUAAAUAAAAAUCAUAUGAGCAAAA